Messenger RNA from Paramecium pentaurelia, 892 nucleotides. The record is from the annotation of a GenBank genome assembly. Lineage: Eukaryota; Ciliophora; Oligohymenophorea; Peniculida; Parameciidae.
AUGUCUAGACAAUGUCAUUCUGUUCAAAAAAAUAGUAAAUUCUCUGGAAAACAAACAAACCUUAUUCAAGGUCAACUCAAUAAUGAUUUCAUUAGAAAAUUUCCAUAGGUUUUUAUGCUUUAAUAUCAUAGUGUGGAUUUAUAUCUACUCCUUUAUCCGGCAAAUCCUUGAGUGUGAUAUGUUCUCCAGAAACUCAAAAAUUAAAUGAGAAAAUGCAAGAAGAACUUAGUCAAUUAGAUGAUUUACCCAUCUAUCACUUUCCUUAGAUGUUUAAUAGAGAGGAGGAUAAGAUGUAAUACUAAGUUUAAACUAUAUAGUUUUUUGAAAGUAAUUAUAUUAAACUAUAAGGUCAAGAAUCCUAGAUGCUCGAAGCUAUAUUAAACUAUAAGAGACAAUGUUGGGAUGUCAUUCUACCAAUUAAUGAGUUCAUAUCAGAAUAGAAUUCCCAAGGAUUUUGGAUUCUUAAAAUUAUUGUAAUCAUUUUUGUUAACAUUUUAAAGACUAAAAAGUAUAUAGAACUUAACAAUUAUGAUAAUUCUAAAGAACUCAUGAACUUUUGUUUGAAACUAUUAAAUAGAAAUCUACAUAUCAAUCAUGGUAUACUUUAUUGUAAUCAAAUAUAGAUGAUAUCGUAUAAUAAUUAGAUGGAUGUAUUCGGAUUAAUCCUUAUUGUUUAUUAAAGAGAAACUCAAUUAAAACAUCCAUUUCUAAUCUUCUUUCCAACUUACUCUUUGAGAAUAAAAUCACAAAUAAUCUAGAAAUUUUCAAAACACUUUUUAAUGAUUUUGAGAACAAAGAUCUUGAUUCCUUAAAAAAUCAUAAUAAUUUAGAUAUUUAGUUAAAAUAUCUUAAAGAGAUAUUAAUAAAUAAAUUAUUAAGAAUAAGCAAAUGA